AUGACGCAUCCCACGAUCAAGAUCGAUACCAGUUUCCCCGCGAUCAAGCGCGGACUGCCUGAGAAUGAUGACGCCGGCCUCGAUAUACUCGCGGAUCAGGACAACCCCAGGCUAGAAGCUGGCAAUACGGAAGAUGUUCCGCCAUUCCUAUGCCAAACUGUCUCAGAGAUUCAUGAUAAGUUCGAGGAACUCGAAUGGUUGCAGCGUUCACGGAUAGCGGAGGGUUUGGGGUCCAACGAUCCUUUGAAUGACUGGGUUCUCUUUGCAGACCCCAAGGUUAAACAGAGAAAUCGGUAUUCCGAUGUUCAGGCGUGGGCAAAUCGCCGAGUCCACCUGCGGGUGGCCGAGGGCGAGUGUGAUUUCAUCAAUGCAUCUCCGAUCAGACUGGAGGAUUCGGUGACAGGGGAAGAAAGAAGAUACAUUGCGACCCAGGGACCGAAGCUUGGACAUAUCGCGGACUUUUGGCACAUGGUCUUCCAUGAAAGUCAAGAGGUCGGCGUGGUCGUAAUGCUUACCCAAACUUUCGAAGCGGGCCGGGAGAAGUGCGCUCAAUAUUUCCCAUUGGACACAGAGCAGGCCUCGAUGGUAUUGUUGGCAGAGGAGUCGGAAGUUCUCUUCGAUCCAAGCGUUCAAGUGGAGCCCGGCGUUUUGGGCAGGGUGACCUUGUUGGAAUCGACUUUCGAUGCUAAGUCCCGAUCCGAAAUCCGCAAGCUCGAACUGGCUAUCGGCUCCGAGUCAAAAAUCGUGUGGCACUUCCUUUUCGCCGGCUGGGCCGAUUACUCCAAACCUGAAGGCAGCGAUCGCCAAGCCCUUCUCGACUUGAUCAAGCUGUCAGCCUCCAAAUGCCACCCUGAUAAUCCCCGAAUCGUGCAUUGCAGCGCAGGGGUGGGUCGAACCGGGACUUUCAUCGCACUCGACCAUUUGCUGCGCGAGUUAGAGUCGGGCCACCUGCUGGAAGUGCAUGAUCCGGACAUCGACCCCGUUUACGAAACUGUCGAUGCAAUGCGCAAGCAACGUAUGAUGAUGGUCUACAAUGAGAUGCAGAUGCAAUUCAUCUACGAAGUCCUCCGUGAACAGACCGAUCGGAAGCUAGGCAAGAUCCCGGAGUGGGACUCACAAUCCCCCGGCAGCGAGCAACGAUCUGCUAAAGUUGCCAGGCUUGAUUAUGAGGAUUACUUGCCAAGCUCGAAGCCGGAGCUGGAAGUUAUGCCAGAUCGUGUCCAUACGCCCACCAGAAGCUUGUCUGGUACGGAGGUUUCUGAUAAUGAAUGA
Molecule: messenger RNA, 1272 nt
Organism: Penicillium bovifimosum
Lineage: Eukaryota; Fungi; Ascomycota; Eurotiomycetes; Eurotiales; Aspergillaceae
Gene: ptpB
Product: tyrosine protein phosphatase PTP1
Exons: 3
Coding region: 1-1272 (423 amino acids)
Biological process (GO): protein dephosphorylation
Molecular function (GO): protein tyrosine phosphatase activity
Source: RefSeq, a predicted model, not a curated record